This is a messenger RNA of Erinaceus europaeus (western European hedgehog), 972 nucleotides long. Its product is annotated as olfactory receptor 2H1-like. The transcript has a single exon. Gene Ontology annotation, cellular component: membrane. The record is from RefSeq and is a predicted model, not a curated record. Bases 1 to 972 code for a protein of 323 amino acids. Gene Ontology annotation, biological process: G protein-coupled receptor signaling pathway. NCBI's taxonomy places the organism in Eukaryota, Metazoa, Chordata, Mammalia, Eulipotyphla, Erinaceidae. Gene Ontology annotation, molecular function: olfactory receptor activity; G protein-coupled receptor activity.
AUGAUCAAUAAGAGUUUUCCAGUUGGCUUUAUACUUCUUGGCUUCUCUGAGUGGCCACAGCUAGAAAUGAUUCUCUUUUGGAUUGUGGUCUUCUUCUACACUAUGAUUGUCUUUGGGAACUUGACCAUCAUCUUGCUCUCCUGCAUGGAUCCUCGCCUCUACACCCCCAUGUACUUUUUUCUAAGCAAUCUUUCCUUCUUGGAGCUCUGUUUCACUACAAGCACAGUACCCCAGAUGUUGUCCAAUUUCUGGGGGCCUGACAAGAGCAUAACCUACACAGGCUGUGUCGUUCAACUCUGUGUAUUUCUCUGUCUUGGAGCCACUGAAGGUAUCUUGUUGGUGGUGAUGGCCUUUGACCGCUAUGUGGCUAUCUGCCAACCCCUGCGCUACACCAUCAUCAUGCACCCUCCACUCUGUUGGAAGCUGGCAUUCAUGGCCUGGUUGUCUGGUAUGACUGAGUCUGUAGUUCAAUCUUCUAUCACAUUCCAGCUUCCGUUCUGUACCCAUCACCGCCUGGAUGACUUUCUGUGUGAAGUUCCUGCUCUCAUACGCUUGACUUGUGGAGACACUUCCACUAAUGAAUGGCAAAUGACUAUUUCUGCUGUUCUCUUUACCAUUGUGCCAGUGGGGCUGAUCCUGACUUCUUAUGGCUACAUAGCACAAGCCAUAGGGAAAAUCCAGUCAGAGGAGGGAAGGCAGAAAGCUAUUGCAACCUGCACUUCUCACCUCAUUGUGGUCUUCAUGUUCUAUGGGACUGUAGCCAUGGUUUACACACAUCCAAAAAACCAAUUUGCUUCAAAAUAUGGCAAGUUUUUCACCUUUUUCUACACUGUGGUCACACCUUUUUUGAACCCUCUCAUCUAUACCCUGAGAAAUAAAGAGGUAAAGAAUGCCCUGCAAAGGCUACUGAAGAAGGGGAUUAACUCCCCCCCCCCCCAAAAAAAAAGGCAAUGUUGGGCAGUCAGGUGGUAG